Homarus americanus (American lobster) is the source of this 6080-nucleotide messenger RNA. It is a transcript of the gene CPSF1, whose product is annotated as cleavage and polyadenylation specificity factor subunit 1-like. NCBI's taxonomy places the organism in Eukaryota, Metazoa, Arthropoda, Malacostraca, Decapoda, Nephropidae. Gene Ontology annotation, cellular component: mRNA cleavage and polyadenylation specificity factor complex; nucleus. Gene Ontology annotation, molecular function: protein binding; nucleic acid binding. The record is from RefSeq and is a predicted model, not a curated record. The coding region runs from base 91 to 4341 and encodes 1416 amino acids. The transcript is spliced from 26 exons.
CACCGGGCCUCAGAGCUGUAGUUCUCUCGCUUACUCUGGGGAAAAUGUCUCGUUAAUAAAUACUCCAGGUGUGAUAACUAGCAGCCAACGAUGUAUAAUUUGUGCAAGACGACCCACCCUACCCUGGGGGUGGAGUUGUCCAUGUACUGCAACUUCUUCAACCAUAGAGAGAAGUCCCUCGUUGUCGCCGGAGCCAACAUUGUCAGGGUGUUCCGACUGGUGGCUGAGGUGCCCCUGAAAUCCAAUAAAAGAGAUGACAGGCCAGUUCUCAUAGAUAAUAUUCCUCCAAGGGUGAAGCUGGAAUGCAUGGCCACAUACAAGUUGCACGAUAAUGUAGCAACGAUGGCAUCAGUGUCGCUCUCUCCCCUACGAGACUCCGUACUGCUGGGAUUUCGCGACGCUAAACUCUCCCUGGUGGAAUACGACCCUUACAACCACCACCUCAGAACUGUAUCACUUCAUUAUUUUGAAAAGGAGGACAUCAGGGGCGGCUGGGUCCAAACUGUAACUCUACCAUUGGUUCGAGUUGAUCCUGAAGGAAGAUGUGCAGCCAUGUUAAUAUAUGGAAGAAAAAUAGUCAUUCUGCCUUUCCGAAGAGACUUGACCACAGACGACAUAGACUACAGCACGUCAAACUGGAGAGGUCCCGUCCUGCAGUCCUAUAUCAUUGACCCUAAAGAUUUUGAGGCACCCUGCAUAGAUAAUAUUAUAGACAUGCAGUUCCUCAAUGGCUACUACGACCCAACGCUCAUGCUGCUCUACGAACCUAUUAAAACUUUCCCGGGGAGAGUAGCGGUGCGUCAGGACACGUGUGCUCUGGCAGCCAUCUCCCUCAACAUACGACAGCGCCUCCAUCCCGUGAUCUGGUCUCUGACUUGUCUUCCGCACGACUGUCAGAAACUCUUGCCGGUGCCUAAGCCUAUUGGGGGCGUGUUGCUCUUUGCUUCCAACUCCCUCACGUACCUCACUCAGUCUGUUCCUCCUUAUGGGGUCUCUCUCAAUUCCAUGGGAGAUAAAAAUACUAAUUUCCCAUUGAGAAAGCAAGAAGGUGUUGUGAUCUCAUUAGACUGUGCCUAUGGAGAGUUCCUGACAGAGGACAGAGUGGUAAUCUCUCUCAAAGGGGGCGAGUUGUACGUUCUCACCCUAGUGGCAGACUCCAUGCGGUCUGUGCGCAGCUUUCACUUUGACAAGGCUGCAGCGUCUGUGUUAACGUGUAGUAUGUGUGUGUGUGAAGACCAGUACCUGUUCUUGGGGUCCAGAUUAGGCAAUUCUCUCCUCCUCCGCUACACAGAGAAGGAGUUGAGUGAUCCCAUGAGAUCUAGGAGUAACAUGCCAGCUGAUCAAGAACCUCCGACCAAAAGAAAAAAGCUCGAUACAUUAGGUGAUUGGAUUGCCAGUAAUGUGGAUGAUAUUCGGGACGACGAUGCGCUUGAGGUGUACGGCCACGAAGACACCUCAACGGUCCAGCUCGCUUCAUACAACUUUGAGGUGAUGGACAGUUUACUCAACGUUGGGCCCUGUGGUGAUGUAGCCAUGGGUGAGCCGGCCUUCCUGAGCGAGGAAUAUGAGAGCUCGGUGGAUCCCUGCGUAGAGCUCGUCACCACCUCAGGCCACGGCAAGAACGGAGCCUUGUCCAUCCUUCAGCGAUCCAUCAAACCGCAGGUUUUAACAACAUUUGAUUUGCCUGAAGUUGAAGACAUGUGGACACUCGUGGGUAAAGCAGAUGAGCGGAGGAGAAGAGAGGGAGGCAUCCAGGACCAUUCUUUCCUCAUCCUCACCCGGCCAGACACCUCUCUUAUAUUACGCACUGAGGAGGAAAUCAACGAACUGGAAGAGUCGGGCUUCAACACAACCUCAAGAACCGUCUUUGCUGGAAAUGUUGGCAACAAUAGAUACAUCGUACAGGUGACCAGCGGUGGUGUGAGACUGCUGGAAGGUACAGUACAGAUCCAACAUGUUCCUCUGGACGUCGGCUCGCCUCUUGUGGCGGCAACCUUAGCUGACCCCUACCUGGCAGUCCUGGCUAACGACGGCACUCUCAUGAUCUUCACCCUCGUCACGACCCGGUCUCUGCCUCCCAGACUGACCACCAGCAAGCCGAUAAAUGCCGGUAAAUUCCCACUGCAGACUAUAUGUGCGUACUGUGACGUGUCCGGCCUCUUCACAACUCAGUACCCACAAGACAGAGAAAAAGACCCUAAGAUUUUCAGAACAGAUGCAGACAUAAAGAAGGAAUUAGACGACGAGGAUGAGAUGCUGUACGGGAACACAGAUAUCUCGGUGUUCGACCCUCCCAAGACCUUCACCCCACAGGCCAGUCAGGAGAAGAACCAGAACAAUUGGUGGAAGAAGUGGCAGAAGGAGGUCCGACCCACGUACUGGUUGGUCGGGGUGCGGGAGAAUGGCAACCUCGAGCUGUACACACUCCCGGACGUCAGAUUGUGUUACUGUGUUAAAAAUUUCUCCGUUGGACACAGGGUACUAUCAGACAGCAGCCAAACUAGCACUGCACCUUCAAUCCCAAUUCUUGUUGAAAAUCCUCCCACCAUCCACGAGGUCCUGUUGGUUGGGAUGGGUAACAGGAACCUUCGGCCCGUGUUGAUGGCGAGGGUCGACGAGGAUCUCCUUAUGUACGAAGUUUUUCCCUUUUAUGAAAACCUCGCUCCCAUUCAACUCAAAAUUAGAAUGAGGUUAAUCGAGCACAACUUGAUCCUCCGAGAGAAGCGCUCAAGCAGGACCAGGAAACGUAUGGAGGAGGAAGGAGGCCAGGAGAAGAAGAUAGACAGAGUGUCCAAGUUACGUCCCUUCAGCAGCAUCAGCGUGUACAGUGGGGUAUUUAUAUGUGGUCCUUACCCUCACUGGAUAUUUAUGACUGUGAGAGGGGAGCUGAGGUACCACCCUAUGAGCGUGGAUGGAUCUGUCAAGUGCUUCGCCCCCUUCAGGAAUGUCAACUGUCAGAACGGAUUCCUCUAUUUUAACCGCAAGGAAUCCCUCAGAAUCUGCCUAUUACCCACAAUCCUGUCUUACGAUGCUCCAUGGCCAGUGAGGAAGGUGCCACUGAGGUGUACGCCGCACUUCAUCGUCCACCACCUGGAGACCAAGACUUACUGCGUUGUUACGUCGAGCUCUGAACCUACUCUCAAAAUCUGGAAGUUUAACGGAGAUGAUAAGGAGGAAAUACAGGAGGAAAGAGACGAGCGUUUUCUCCAGGUACAAGCGCCCAUGUUUUCCAUCCAGCUCUUCUCUCCAGUCAAUUGGCAGAUGAUCCCCAACACAGAUUACUACUUAGAGGCGUGGGAACACAUCACUUGCUUCAAAAAUGUCAUCUUGGCCUACGAGGGAGACAGGUCUGGUCUGAGGGGCUACCUGGCCCUCGGCACGACCUACUGCUUUGGCGAAGACAUCACUUGCCGUGGACGAAUUCUCAUCUUCGACGUCAUCGAUGUGGUGCCGGAGCCGGGGCAGCCACUCACCAAGAACCGUCUGAAGAUGCUGUACGAGGGGGAGCAGAAGGGCCCCGUCACCGCUCUGGCUCACUGUAUGGGCCUCCUCGUGUCAGCCAUAGGACAGAAGGUGUAUAUUUGGCAGCUGAAGAAUACCGACCUGGUGGGAAUAGCGUUUAUAGACACUCAGAUCUACGUUCACCAGUUAACGUGCAUCAAGAGCCUCAUCCUUGCCGCUGACGUCUGUAAAUCUGUCCUGCUGCUGCGGUUUCAGGAAGAGAACAGAACGCUCUCGCUUGUCUCCAGGGACCUCAAACCCCUACAAGUAUAUGGCGUUCAGUACCUAGUGGACAACUCGACCUUGGCCUUCAUAGCCAGCGAUGCCGACAGGAACCUGGUGGUGUUUACGUAUAACCCGGAGUCACACGAGAGCGCUGGGGGAACACGGCUCAUCAGGAAGGGGGACUUUCACCUGGGGUCUCAUGUUAACUGCUUCUUCAGAAUCCGCUGCCGGCUAGGAGAUGUGUCCAGCGACCGGCGAGCUGGACAGAACAUCGAACGGCGACACAUUACCAUGAUGGCAACUCUCGACGGCUCCAUCGGCUACGUCCUGCCAGUUAGUGAGAGAACGUACAGAAGAUUCUCCAUGAUCUAUAACCUGCUAGUACAACACCUCCCUCAUAUUGCUGGUCUAAAUCCGAAGGCAUGCCGCACAUUCCAAAGCCGCUACAGACUCAACACGAAUCCCUCCCGAGCGGUCCUGGACGCCGAGCUUAUCUGGUCGUACCUGCACCUACCAGCGCCUGAGAAAGUCGAGAUAGCCAAGAAGAUCGGAGCCAAGGUUGACGACAUCAUUGAAGACUUGAUGGAGAUCGACCGGAUGACGGCUCACUUUUAGUCCCAUUAUUCUUGUGGGUGUAGAAUUGAGCCCCAUUUAUUCUUGUAGGUACAGAAUUGAGUUCCAUUUAUUCUUGUAGGUACAAAAUUGAGUCCCAUAUUGUUCCUGUAGGUCAGAAUUGAGUCCCGUAUUGUUCAUUUAGGUGCAGAAUUGAGUCCCAUUUUUUUUAGGUGCAGAAUCAAGUCCCAUUUGUUCCUGUAGGUGUAGAAUUAAGUCCCAUUUGUUCAUGUAGGUGUAGAAUCGAGUCCCAUUUGUUCACCACACACUAGUACUCUUCACCAUACUGCAUUGUCCUGCAGGGUGGCAAGACAGGGCAAUAAUGAUUGAAAUAGACUGAAAUACACCAACCCCCCCGUAUACUGAAAUACUGUAUACACUAAUGUAUAUCCGUAUACAUUCACGGUCAUAAUGUAUACAUGUAUACUUCUACUGAUUUAUACAUAAUCUGCUCACAACCACAGAAUAUUUUAAGUUAUUUUUUAUGUAUGGUUGAAUGGUAACUAUAGCGAUGUGUUUAAUGCUUCCUCCUCUGGUUGAAUGUUUCGAGUGACACUCGACCGAGGUUACGGUAAGAGGACGUUGUCUUUUCCUCUCCGUGACUACCGGUUGAUUAUUACUCGUAGGUAUUGGUCAAGUUCAGUGGGUAGAGCCGUCGGUUUCAUCCUUAUCUGUGAGUGGGCAAUAUGGGUUGAUAACGGAAGGAGCCACAGUGUUCAUAUUUGACAUUGUGUUCAAUAUGAUGUGCUUGUUGAACUAAAUUACUAUUAAAUUUUCAAGGGGGUAAAUUAAGUCAAUAGAUAAUGUGCUACUAUGUGUAAAUUUUCCAUCUACCUGGCUCCUACCUUUUAAUUAACUCUUAAUUGUAUAAGUUUAUGAUGUAGGAAUUUUAAGUUAGUCUGGAGAGAAAAUGUAUAAACAAUUGCUACUGUCCGUUCGCCUCUGAAUCACGAACCCCGACACGUGAAUCCGGAGCAUUUAUGGACAGAAUGAUGUAUCAGUUUACGGCUUCGGGUUCACGAAUCUGAAUCCUGUGGUUCGUGGUUCAGAGGGAGAGGUGAAUGGACUUUAAUGAUUGACUGUACAGGGAAGAGAGACAUAGAUAUUGAUGAACUGCCAGACCAUUAGAGUUUGUGUGUUUGUUGGAUAUUAUUGUUUAUUCCUUAAGAGACAGUGACUUGUUUGCUGUAUUUAGUUUGUACUGUAUUAUUUGUACCUCAAGUAUUUCUUUAUAUUAGUUAAGAUGUUAACAGUACUCACUAUAUACAGUUAUUGAAGUAACUCAGUACAUACAGUGAAGCCUCGUUAGUUGGAGGUUUCUUAUGUAACAAACCUCGAUAUAAUGGACUGUCAUUACUGUAUAGGUCGUUAGAUGGAGGUUUCUUAUCUAACAGACCUCGAUAUAAUGGACUGUCCUCUCUCACAUAAGCCGUUAGAUGGAGACUUCACUUUACUGUACGUCCCUCUUGCACACGGCUCAGCUCUGUACUGUACUUGAUCUUUUAAACCAGAGAGGAAACAUCUUUUAAACCAUCAGAUUAACUAUUUUUAUAUGUACUCUAUUGUGGACGGAGAUUAGUUGCAUAGAUCAAGAGGUAUUCAGUUUUAAGAGGAUUUUGAUGAAUAUUUGAUAAGGUUGAUUUUAUACUUGUAAGACUAAGAGGAAAGGUCAUACCAUAUGUAUAUUUAUAGACUAUUUGACUAUGAAGUUUCUUUGGUAAUAUAUGUAUACUAAGAAAUAC